Acaulospora morrowiae is the source of this 1017-nucleotide messenger RNA. The record is from the annotation of a GenBank genome assembly. NCBI's taxonomy places the organism in Eukaryota, Fungi, Glomeromycota, Glomeromycetes, Diversisporales, Acaulosporaceae.
AUGGAAUCAAAAAUUCUCUCGUCGAUACUAAUUGUUUCUUUUGUCCUGACGAGUGUCGUUGCCGACGAUGAUAACACUAAAAGCGAAACACCCAAUGAUACCGCUAAUAACAUAAAGCUUGGGUUCGGUCUUACUGCCGUGGCGGCAGGCGCCUCCAUGAUAGGAUCAACCAUACCAUUCCUUGACCUUGUCUUCCCAUAUAUUCCAGGAUGGGAGGGCUUUCGAAUUACACAGUCAAAAGGUUUCCUUGCUGGCUCCCUUGCGUUCUCCGCGGGUUUGCUAACGUUCCUCACGAUAAACGAUCUUUUCUCGAACGCCGUUGACUCAUUCAACAAUUCGAAUGCCUUCGACUCGAAAUAUUCUAACAUCGUCGCAACUUCCAUAUUCAGUGGAGUAAUCUUGUUACUCAUUCUAACCAAAAUCGUUAUCAGUCGCUUGAAAGGAAAGUUCGGUAAAAGAAACAAGAACGAUGGGGAAGUGGAUAUUGGCGACAAAGAAAAGAGCAAUGAUGAACAAAUUACAAAAAUACAUCUAGAUGCUCACCAACUCAAAAUCUUGGGUAUUCAAGUUGCCAUCGCCUUGGCUAUUCACAAUAUCCCGGAGGGGCUGGCCAAUUUUGUGACCACCGUUACUAAUGCCAAAGUUGGAAUCUUAUUUGCAAUCGCACUUGCAUUCCAUAAAGUUCCAGAAGGCCUUAUUAUAUCUUUGCCAAUAUAUUACGCUACCGGUUCACGAUGGAUAGCUUUUAUUAUCUCUGGGGGUAUGGUUGCGAUGACACAAUUCAUAGGAGCUCUUAUCGGUUAUGCUCUCGCUGAAAAUACGUGGAAUGGUGUUAUCUCGGGAUGUAUCAUUUCCGCAGUUGUAGGCUUUCUGCUCUAUGUCAUCUUUCAUAGCAUGUUUCCGUUAGCGCGUCGCUACGACCCUGAAGAUAAAUAUUGCACAUACUGUACAUGCGGUGGCUUCUUCUUUGUUGCCAUGGUCGCGUCACUUUUAUCCAUAUCUGGUGUUGACGCAUAA